Molecule: messenger RNA, 2278 nt
Organism: Prorocentrum cordatum
Lineage: Eukaryota; Dinophyceae; Prorocentrales; Prorocentraceae
Source: the annotation of a GenBank genome assembly
GGGGCCUCUUCGGGGCGCGUUUGGGGUCUUGAGAGAAAUUUCGGGGGAGGCGAGGACGAUUUCCCAACCAUGCCAUUGUUUUUUUUGUCCGUAACCAUCUUGGCUCAAGACAAAAGUUGGCGCGAAAGCCUCGACCCUUUGAGUUGUUUCUUCAACGCGGUAUACACGACACGAUGCUAUCCUCGCGCAUGUCGCCGUCUUUCGCUUGUGCGCUCCUCGUGCUGUUGCAGCAACAGGGGGCCACUGAGCGCGUCCCUUUGGCCUCAUUCGCAGAGACGGUCGACGACUACCGUAGCCGUUCCUUUCAAGUGGCGGCGCACAAAAGCACCGCCGAGGUAGACUUUGGCGAUGCCGAUGGGGAUAUCUACGAUAACCUCGCUGUGGGAUGCUACUGCAGGGUGGUUGAUGACAUCAGCCAGUGCGGGGACAACAAGUACCCGUCGAACCCAGAGAAGCCGAAUGGACCGCGUUUUUUCCAUCCGGACGCAGACAGAAAGAAUGGGAAGUCUGUGAAUCUGUGCUGCAAGCUCGAUUGGACAUCGUUUUUCAGCUGGGUGGGGUGGUCUUGGAGAAAGCAGGAAGAUCUCACACGCUGCAAGAGCGAAACACGCUCGGUCUCAUCUAGCUCUUGUUGCCAGCUAAAGGACGAGCACGGUGCAUUCGGCGUCCGCAUCAGCAAGGCCACCUCGAAGAGCGCAGUGAUGACGAAGAGUCGGCAUGGCUACCUCCUGCCCAACCCCGUGUUCCUGAAGACGCCUCCGGAGAUCGGGCUCGAGGACAUCACGGGGGGUCAGGACUACACCGGCAGCGACAUCGCGGCCGACGUCGUCCGGGAGUUUGUGGAGAUGCAGCUCAUUCAGGGGGGCCGCUUCAACGGCAAGCUCCAGUGUGGUGGUGCGCAGGGCUCGUUCGAGGAGCUCGCCGCGGGCACCGGCGCGUGCCAGCUGCGCCCGGGCCCCACGGAGCAGUGCUGCUGCCACUCGGCGGCCGUGGUGGAGGCCGAGCGCUGCCUGCCGGCGGAGGGCGCGGCGACCGCAGAGCAGGCGCGGAGGAAGACGUUGGAGUCGGUGCUCCUGACGAAGACCGAGCACGGCUACAAGGAGGGCAAGCUCGUGGAUGCUCCUGGCCCGGACGCGGAGGACGGCAUGCAGGAGUCCAUCAGCAGCAUGCGGGACCCUCUGGUGGAGAACAAUCCAAAGACGCGGGCAGACGAGUCCCAGAUGGCCUGGAAUUGGACCAAGGCUACCAGGCAGUGGACCAAGACAUGCCUGGAGCACUUGCAGGUGCCCCACGUGAAGACCACCAGGAGCAGUGACAGGGUGCGAGAUGGGCAAACGUGCAGGCAGAUCGGAAAAGUCAGGCACUGCAGCCCGAAGUACAAGACCGUUUACAAGACAAUCUAUCGCCAGGAAUACAGGACGGAGUGCGCGAGGUGGCAGUGGGAUCGGAAGUGCGCUGCGGGGAGCGGCCUGUACGUGAAGCAGAUCAGCCCGGGCGAGUGCGUGCCCGAACCAGAGCGCGCCGGCCCCUUUGCCCUCAACCUCACCGAGAUCGGGCCUCUACUGUACAUGUGCCCCGACGACUACGUGAGCGGCACCGGCGGCGCGGAGAAGUUCCACGCCAAGUGCCAGUGCCGCCCCCAGUGCGCGUGAGCGCUGACCGCCAGCCAGGACACCGCGAUCCCGUCACGGAUUCCGCCGCAGUUCCUAGACCAUCUAUAUAGACGUGCUCUGGAGGGCAGCCGCGUGGGAUGCACGAAGCACGGACUCCUUUUGUAGCAAGGGUUCUCCCUGAGAUCCAUCGGUGCGAAAAAACCAUGCCACUGUUCUUCUGUCAUGAUCCCCUGGAGGCCCGCUCGCGGGCAUUCUCGGGGACAGCAUGGGCCGUCUUCAAGGCAGCUCGGGCUAUUCGUCGGCCGUCUUGAACUAUCGUAGGGCCGAAAGGCGCGAACGAUCGCAUCACGCAACGAGAUAUCGUCUCCUCAUUCUGCGCUUCGACGGCGCACUGUGGUCUGGGAUUCGGAGUCGAAAGUUGUGGCUCGCACGAUUUCAUCUCAUUGCGAUUGCGCGCUCCGUGAUGCUCUCGUCGUGAUUCCACGCUCGCCUCGCCAUUUUGCUUGGUCUGGAGGUGAGGUGUCUGCUUCCGCUUAUCCCCUCUUCUUGCGUUGGGAAGGGAAACAUCAGCACACAACGAGCUACAGCUCGUGUUUCAAUUGUUGGCCUGUUGAGCUGGCCCCACGCUCAGUAAGACGGAUCAAUAUGCCCUCACGCAUCCAAGA